Molecule: messenger RNA, 5678 nt
Organism: Siniperca chuatsi (mandarin fish)
Lineage: Eukaryota; Metazoa; Chordata; Actinopteri; Centrarchiformes; Sinipercidae
Gene: dis3l2
Product: DIS3 like 3'-5' exoribonuclease 2
Exons: 22
Coding region: 424-3627 (1067 amino acids)
Biological process (GO): miRNA catabolic process
Cellular component (GO): P-body; exosome (RNase complex)
Molecular function (GO): RNA binding; 3'-5'-RNA exonuclease activity
Source: RefSeq, a predicted model, not a curated record
GCGGUCUGUCUGACAUACAAGUAGUUAGUUAACGUUAAACCGACACCUGCCGUUUGAAGUAACGUUCGAUGCUAGUCAGGCACUGCUAAUAACUGUUAGCUAACGUUAGUUAACUGUUAAUGUUAGCUGCUAGGUAGGAUAUGUUUUAAAAGGCAUUCUUAGCUUAUCGAGACGUUAAAACCGAAGAUAGUGGGAUGAUACAGUGUUUUCUCGUAUAAACAUCAUCCCAAAGAAUGUAACUGUAGCUAACAUUAACUUGGCUAACUAACGUUAACAGUCAUGUCUACGUUUGUUAUUAUUACUUAGCUCACUAGGUUGCAUGAUGUAAAAUGAGUGGAUUACUCAGCAAUUAGUCAGCUACUGAAGAGUUGCUUUCAUUUUCUUCAAAUUAACUUUAGAGACAGCGUCUUUACGGAUUGCCAUAUGGAUUCUCCUCGGCAAUCUAAGAAGGCUAACCUGAAUCGAGAGCCAAAGCGCAGCCAGAAUCAGUCAAGCACUCCUCCUCAGAAAGAUGCCUAUGCCAGGCUUCUCAGCCAGCACUGCAGCAGCAAGUUCAGUCUGUAUCUAGAACAAUAUGCAAAGGACACGUUGCUUCAAAGGGAAGGAAAUGGGCCAAGCACACUGCCCAAAGCCGUGAGUGACAAGCUGAACAUACCACAGCGAAAAAGGGACCAAGUGCCCAAUGAUUUCUCUGAUUCGAGUGACUUCUCCCCCUCUUCCAUGAAAGGUAAAGGAGAGGAGAGUUCACUGUCUUUGUAUAUGGAGAAACUAAGCACCCGCAGUGCUCAGCAGGACUGUGAAAGGAAGCAGAGUGUAUCUGACAGGCAGCGACGGGGGCAGAGAAGGGACACCACCACCAGCCAGGAUGGAGACAUCGAGUCUGGCGAGGAACUCUGCUCUUUAAAACCCAGUGACUCAAAGAAACACCAGAAGCCACAGCAGCAGAAGAAAAACAAGGACUCUAAAGAAACCGACUCAUUUGUUCGACGUCCCCAGUCCCCAAAGAAAGCCAGUACAAGUGGACAGGAGCAAGAGAAGAUGACGAAGUCAAAGAAAAGAAACCUGCCAAAUCACCCAGAAGAGGAGAAAAGCCAAGAAGGGACAUUCAAAUCUGGGUUAGACACUCAGAUGUCAAGGCCCAAGUCUCCUCAUGGUAAAGACAAAAAACUGCUGCAGUCCAGAGCUUCAAGUGCCAAUUCUCCUGCUGACAAGACUAAGAACAAAGGAGGCAGAGGAUCAAAGAAACAAGUGUUUGAAUCCUACAUGACAUCCGAGGAGGUUUCCCAUGGCCUUAAAAGAGGAGAACUCAUUCAGGGACAGUUAAGAAUCAACCCAAAGAAAUACCAUGAAGCUUUCAUCCCAUCUCCUGCAACUUCUCCAAUUCUGAAGUGUACAGAUGACGCACGGGAUAUAUUUCUAGAUGGGAUUGUAGCUCGCAACAGAGCACUGAAUGGAGACAUAGUGGUGGUGCAAAUCCUCCCUCGGGAGCAGUGGAAGGUUGUGAGGUCAGAUACUGACUGUGAGGGCGCCAGUGAGUCAGAGACCCAGAGAGAUAACAUGGUGCAAACAGCGAAGAAGAAGGCACAGCGCACCCCCAGGCCCGAUGUCACUGCGGAAGACCAGUGUAGCGACCAGGAUGAACUCAUCAGCAGAGUUCAGAGUAGCACCCUCACUGACACAGGGGAAGCUCUGGAGGACCCCUCAACCCCACGAUCCAAUGGGGAAAUACUCCAAAAGACUGCUAAAGUGGUGUACAUUGUUGAAAAGAAACACUCAAGAGCUGCGACAGGCUUCCUGAAAUUCCUACCCGAUAAGCCUUUUGCCAUGUUCUCCCCUGUGGACCACCGGGUGCCACGGAUUAACGUUCUCCUUGCUGACUGUCCCGAAGACUUUACUUCCCGCCCAGGCGACUACACCAACACCUUGUUCAUAUGUCGAAUCACCAACUGGGCAGCCGACAGCAACUUUGCAGAAGGUCGACUUGCUAAGACACUGGGUCAAGCUGGAGAAAUCGAGCCAGAGACAGAGGGCAUCCUGACAGAGUAUGACGUUGAUUUUUCGGAGUUCUCAGAUGAGGUGUUAGACUGCCUACCCAAAAACCUGCCCUGGACCAUCCCCCCUGAGGAGAUGAGAAAGAGGAGAGAUCUGAGGAAGGAGUGUAUCUUCACAAUCGACCCUGCUACCGCCAGAGACCUAGACGAUGCUCUGUCCUGUAAACAACUCCCUGAUGGUAACUUUGAGGUGGGAGUCCACAUUGCUGACGUGAGUUAUUUUGUGGGGGAGGACAACGCUCUGGAUGCCAUUGCCAGCCAAAGAGCAACUAGUGUGUACAUGGUUCAAAAGGUGAUCCCCAUGUUGCCCAGGCUGCUGUGCGAGGAGCUGUGCAGUCUGAAUCCGCUCAUCGACAGACUCACUUUCUCUGUCAUUUGGAAAAUCACACCGGAGGGGAAGAUCCUGAGUGAGUGGUUUGGCCGCUCAGUCAUCCGCUCCUGCAUAAAGUUGAGUUACGAUCAUGCUCAGAGCAUGAUUGAGGCCCCUGAAAAGAUGUUCUCUGCUGAGGAGCUGCCACCCGCGGACCCUGAGCACCCCAUUGAUGAGAUCCACCAGGCUGUACUCAACCUGCACACCAUUGCCAAGAACCUCCGGGCUCAACGCUUCUCAGGAGGAGCCCUCAGACUAGACCAGUUGAAACUGUCUUUCACCCUGGACAAAGAGACCAUGAUGCCUCAAGGCUGCUAUGUUUACCAGUACAGAGACAGUAACAAGUUGGUAGAGGAGUUCAUGUUACUGGCUAACAUUGCCACAGCCCACCACAUCCACCGCAAAUUCCCUGAGCUGGCCCUGCUCAGACGCCACCCUCCACCGAAGGCCAAAAUGGUGGACGAGCUGCAGGAGCUUUGUGACCAGUUAGGAAUCGACAUUGAUCUGUCCUCUGCGGGAGCGUUGCAUAAGAGUCUCAAUACAACUCUUGGUGAUGAUGAGUAUUCCACUGCCAGAAAAGAAGUCCUCACCCACAUGUGCUCCAGACCCAUGCAGAUGGCGUUGUACUUCUGUACAGGUGUACUUAAGCAGGAGCAGUUUUUUAAGCACUACGCCCUCAACGUUCCUCUCUACACUCACUUCACGUCACCCAUCAGACGCUACGCUGACAUCAUUGUCCACCGGCUGCUGGCUUCUUCACUGAAUUGUGGGCCUAAUUUGGGGCUGUCAACAGAAGAAGUCCAAAAACAGGCAUCUCACUGUAACGACAAGAAGACUGUGUCCAAGAGAGUCCAGGAGCUCAGCUCUGAGCUCUUCUUUGGAGUGUUUGUAAAGGACUGUGGCCCUCUGGACUCUGAGGCCAUGGUGAUGGGGGUGCUGGAUCAGUCCUUUGAUGUGCUGGUUCUCCGCUACGGAGUGCAGAAACGCAUCUACUGCAAGUCUGUUGCAGGCCUGGACUCGUUCCACCCUCGUAAGGUGGGGAAGAAAUCAGAGCUGACUCUGGUCUGGACACCAGAGGACCCAGAGAAACCUCCAGUAGAGCAGGUAAUUUCAAUCUUCACGUUAGUGGAGGUGCAGCUCAAAGCGGACAGUGCACCCCUGAAAUACAGUGCUUUGCUCAAGAGGCCUGAGGACAGUGGAUCAUAAACACUUAAAUGUGCCGUAGAGCGCACAAACACUUGUAUGGAAAUUUGAAAUUGUACAUUUUCUUUUGCUGAUUGGUAGAAAUGACAUGUAGUUUAGAAGCAGUAUUACUGUGGUAAACAGGGAAAUCACUGAUCAGGUCAGAGUCAGAUUUCAAUUGAAAUUCCCACCAAGUUUCAGUCUUAACUUGAAGACCCAUUCCAGUGUUAUUUUUUCACGUUAGCCCACUUACUGCAAAUAUAACACACGUACAUGACUGCUGCCCAUUUUCCAAGGUAUAUUAUUGUGUUUCAUAUUUUUGAAUAUGCUGUCGAAGGCACUUCAGCUUUUCUUUGGUUUCCAUUCGUUUCUGUAAUAUAUGGAAGUCAACAUUUGCAGACAUGCAACAUGUACCCAUCACAUGAACCCAUCACAUGUAUAAGGCAUAAAAGCCAAGUUUACUUUCAUUCUUCAGAAAUUAAUAGAAAUAAUGGCCAUCUUGGAAUUAGAAAAAAAGUUCAAAAUGCUUUGGAAAAUGGUUGUCUGUAUGACAUGUAUGAUUUAUGGUAAGUGGUUUAACAUGUAAACACUGAUAUAUCCAUUUAAGCCUCAAUGACCUCACUAAUGGACAGACAUCGCUGUUUUUACGUAAUUCAGUAUGGAUUUCAUAUUGAAUUGUGACCCAGGUCUGACUGAAAGAACCAAUGCAGCAAUGAGUUUUAUUUUGCUGUUGAUUUAUUGACCUAAUGAGGACCGUUUUUUGAUGUGAUAUAACUGUUGAGAGCUGAAUUUGAACUAUUUUCGGUUUAAUAUCAAUGACUCGUUUCCUGAUUCUACAUUGAGGAGAGACCCAUAUUUGUGUUUGCAAAGCAAUAAGGUUUGCCACACUACUGAAGUUUACUUAUUUUAGCUUUCUUUGACCCAAACUGUUCAAAUGUAGCAGUAAUAACAAGGUAAAACCUUUGACUACAUCAGGUUCACAGAACAGGUAUAUUAACAUAUAGAAUGACAUAAUAACCGCUACCACAUGCCAUCCAUGACGUUUUAUAUUGCCGUAUGUAUUUAUAGUUUUUUAUGCAGGAAGACUUUUCAGAUUCUUUUGGGCUGUGAAUGAACGGGCUGAAGGGCUUCUUCAGGUCCUUCAUAUCACAGGACUUUUCAUUUGAUUUCCAUUCUUAAAACAUAUUGUUCUAGUCUAAACUGAGGUACAUUGUAUUGAUUGUGCCAGACAGGCCGAAGCUUAAUAAUUUAUCAACUCAUUGUUAUUGUUAUUAAUACAAAACAUGGGAAUGACUUGAAUGUGAAUUAUUAUGUUGGCUCAUGUCCUUUGGAGUGCCAUCUGUUGUUUGUGUGGGGGUUUUUUAUGCUCAGACUUGAUUUGUGCAGCACAAAUACUCUAUGGACUUGGUUAAUAUCAACUGUGAAUUUCAGCCUUAAUUUAAUCGAGUGAAGAUAAAACUAAAUUUCAGUGCAGCUGCACAUUUUAAAAUGGUUGUGGGCCUCUGCUUUUUUGCUUUAACUGAGUCAAUGUGCCUCUCUUUAGUUGUCACUCAUUCAGAUUUUAGUUGAACAGUGCCAUGUAGUGUCAUACAAAUGAGCUGCUACGUCUGUGCAAUUUUUUUGUUUUUAUUUCUGGAUUUCAAAUCUUAGUUUGACAAAUAGUUUUAGCCGCGUGUCAGAUUUGUGAAAGACCACUAGCUAAUGUUUUUAAGCUAUUUUGUUUUACAUGGACCGACCGAGUUUAGCAAGUUAAGUGUAAAACAACUGUACUGAAAGUAGAGUGUGUGUGUUUCUGUGGGUAGGGUUGAAAAAUUAAUUUCUCGCAUUUGAAAACCCGAGAAUACAGUCAAGUCAGAAGAAAAUUCAAAGUACAAUUUCUGUGUGUCUUUUGCAAAGUUAUAUUGUGACAUGUAACUUUGCUUCUGGUCUGUAUUCAAAGUACUCUGCUAAACCACCAUACUGAGCAAUAGAUAGUUGUCUUUGUGACUGUGCAAACCAAUUUCCCCACGGGGAGAAAUAAAAGUAUCUGUCUAGGUAAAUAAAUACAUACAUGAAAUCCACUGGGGGGAAAAUGA